AUGGCCACCUCGCUCGCAUCUUCCAAGCUCGCCCAGGGCCAACCCGACGCUCCUCCGUUCGACAUCACCCAGCCGCGCUACGACACAAAGACCUACUUCGGCCGCGUCCGCCAUUUCGCCUCGAUCACGUCCCCUCUCACGCUCCUCGCCUCGCCCACCGACUUGAAGAAUGCGCAGCGGCUGUUGAAGGAGUACCAGGAGGGAACGGGCGAGGGACGGAAGGCUUGGGGACACGAGGAUCAGUACGGCGUGUGGAAGGCCAAGCAGCUCGUCGACUCUUCCAUCCAUCCCGACACCGGCGAGCCCGUCCCCCUCCCCUUCCGCCUCUCCGCCUUCGUCCCGACCAACCUCGUCAUCGUCGCCGGCAUGCUCGCGCCCAAUCCGUCUCUCAAGUCGGUCAUCUUCUGGCAGUGGGCCAAUCAGUCGCUCAACGUCUGCGUAAACUAUUCGAACGCGAACAAGUCGAUCAAGAUGUCGACAAGCGAGAUUGCCUCCGCUUACGCCGCCGCAACCGUUGCCUCGUGCUCCAUCGCCGUCGGCCUCUCGCAACUCGUCCCCCGCCUCCGGGUCUCCCCCUCCGCCCGCGCCCUUCUCUCAAAACUGGUCCCCUUCGCCGCCGUAGCAAGCGCCGGAUGCGUCAAUAUCGGCCUGAUGCGAUGGAAGGAGAUGCGUGACGGCAUCUCGGUCUUCAAGCCCUCCGACCCGAAGACUGGCCGGCCUUCGAGCGAGGAGCUGGGCAAGUCGAGCAUCGCCGGAGCGUACGCCGUCGGACAGACUGCAGCGAGUCGCGUCUUGACCAACAUCCCCACCCUCAUCCUCCCGCCCAUCAUCAUGACACUCCUCGAGAAGCGCGGCGUCUUCAACCGCCCGAACGGCCGCCGGCUCAACACCGUCACGCACAUCGGCUUGAUCGGCCUCUCCCUCCUUGUCUUCCUCCCGCCCGCCAUCGCCGCUUUCCCCUCUCGCGCGAGCAUCUCGCCGAAAAAGUUGGAGGAGCGGUUCCACGAGGUGCCGUUCGAGGAGGUCGAGUUUAACAAGGGGUUGUAG
Molecule: messenger RNA, 1047 nt
Organism: Rhodotorula toruloides NP11
Lineage: Eukaryota; Fungi; Basidiomycota; Microbotryomycetes; Sporidiobolales; Sporidiobolaceae
Product: mitochondrial carrier protein, tricarboxylate/iron carrier
Exons: 10
Coding region: 1-1047 (348 amino acids)
Biological process (GO): mitochondrial transmembrane transport; monoatomic ion transport
Cellular component (GO): mitochondrial inner membrane
Molecular function (GO): monoatomic ion transmembrane transporter activity
Source: RefSeq, a predicted model, not a curated record